AUGCGCUACUUUUCGUUUGCUGUCACCUUGUGUGGCCUUAUUGCGUCCAGUACAUCGUUCGAUGUAUCACCGCAGGAUAUACUCGAUUCAAAUACACCUAAUAUCCUGACUGAGGCACCUGUCGAUCCUUGCUCAUUGGUCGACUCGCCAGCGGCAAAUGCAAGCGUCCAGCUCAGUAGUUGGCUAGAAUGCGCGGUCAACGGCUUCUACCCGUAUCCUGCGAACACGGAUUGGCCUAAAGGUCAUGCUACAUCGUUCUCAAAAGACAUCAGAUUUACAUUCAACGACACGCAUUACGACUUCGAUGGCUCCCUCAGACUAUAUACGACUUUCAACGCAACUCUCGGCGUAGCAUUCGCACCCUUCAAGCACGGUUUUAUCAACAGCCUUGGCAUACCCAACAUAAAUGGCGAUAAGGGCGGCUUCGUCUACAUGAUUGGCUGGGCGGGGGGGUUCCAGACCCGUGUCCAGCGCGAUCUGUACUUCACCAAUGCAGCGUUCGCUGUGGUCAAAGAAGAGCAAGGGGAAAGGAAGAUAGUUGAGUUCCGAGAAAGCAGCAACAUCCCGAACACGGCGCAUCUGCCUGAGGCUGUCGAGUGGGCAUGCUCUUUCGAUUAG
Molecule: messenger RNA, 618 nt
Organism: Alternaria arborescens
Lineage: Eukaryota; Fungi; Ascomycota; Dothideomycetes; Pleosporales; Pleosporaceae
Exons: 3
Coding region: 1-618 (205 amino acids)
Source: RefSeq, a predicted model, not a curated record